AGCUUCGACUGAACGACUCGGACCAACCCGGAACUUUAAAGUGACCUAAUCUCUCCUGAAAACUCGUAACGAGGAGUUUCCCUGCUGCUGCUCCCACCGCUUCAGGUGUGUCUCUGAGAAAAAUUCACUUUUCACCUGGAGAUUUUUUCUCCUGGAGGCGAAAUCAAACUUCUUCCAAAUGUGUGAGGCUGCGGCGGCUCCUGCAGGACAGUAGCCUCGACUCGUCUUUUCUCCCCAGAUAAAGAGUGGUGGAGUCACAAGGUGCCAAAAUGCCACAGCAGAAGGACAUAGUGAAGAUUGCCAUCCAGAUGCCUGGGGCCUAUCCCCAGCUCAUACAACUGGAUCAGAAAAAGCCUCUGUCUGCUGUAAUAAAGGAAGUGUGUGAUGGCUGGAAUCUCCCAGGCCCUGAGAACUACGCCCUGCAGUAUGCUGAUGGGGUGCAGACGUACAUCACAGAAUCAAAUCGUCUGGACAUUAAGAACGGCUGCAUUCUGCGUCUGACCAAGGCACCGGGUCGCUGUGCAGAGGACUUGUUUAAGGGCAUCCAGAGCUUGGACUCAGGCGUGCGCUGCGAUUCGCUGAAGGAGCUGGCGAACGUCUCCACAGACGUGACCUUCGCUCAGGAGUUCAUCAGCAGAGACGGACACCUCUUAUUGGUCAAGAUAGUGGAGGAUUCGAAGGAGAGUAAUGUGAUCAUGACGCACACACUGACAGGCUUCAUGGAGCUGAUGGAUCAUGGGAUAGUAUCUUGGGAGAACCUCUCAACCAUCUUCAUCAAGAAGAUCGCCAGCUUUGUCAACGCUAAGCCGACAGACGCUUCAAUACAGCAGGUGUCCUUGGACAUCCUGGAGAGCAUGGUGCUGAGCAGUCACAGCCUCUUCCUGCAGGUCAAACAGGAAGUCACCAUGGAGAGGCUCAUCGCUCAUCUCCAGGUGACCAAUCAGCAGAUCCAGACCAAAGCCAUGGCCCUGCUCAUGGCCCUGCUACAGACGGCCGGAGACUCUGACAGACAGGAUAUGUUUGCAUUCCUAAAUAAGAAGAAUCUCCGUCAGUACAUUUAUAAGAACAUCAUCCAUAGUUCUGCUUCAGUCCAGGAUGAGAUGGCCCACUACCUCUACGUCCUUCAGUCGGUAACAUUGAAUCACCUGGAACCACGCAUGAGGACGCCUCUGGACUGUUACAGUCAGGAGCAAAGAGACAUCCUUCACAAUUUGCGUCAGGUGGCGUUUGAGACAGAGAGUGAAAACAGCCUGAGCCACGAGAGGCGACGCUCGCUCUGUGCUAAAGAGUUCAAGAAGCUGGGAUUCUCUAACAACAGUAACCCCGGUCAGGACUUGGUGCGGACGCCUCCUGGUCUUGUAGCUUUGGACACCAUGUUUUAUUUUGCUUCACGCUAUCCUGAUGCCUACAGCAGGUUUGUUCUGGAGAACAGCAGUAGAGAGGACAAACAUGAGUGUCCGUUUGCCAGGAGCAGCAUACAGCUCACACUCAUCCUGUGUGAGAUUCUUCGUAUCGGAGAGCCACCCUCAGAGACGGGAUCUGACUACCACCCCAUCUUCUUCAGUCAGGAUCGACUCAUGGAGGAGCUCUUCUGUGUCUGUAUUCAGCUGCUCAACAAGACCUGGAAGGAGAUGAGAGCCACACAGGAGGACUUUGACAAGGUGAUGCAAGUGGUGAGGGAGCAGAUCACCAGGACGUUGUCCAGUAAGCCAACGUCCUUGGAGCUCUUCAAGAACAAGGUCAACGCUCUCAACUACAGCGAGAUCCUCAAACUGCGGCAGACAGAGCGGCUGCACCAGGAGGAGACGCUCGCACCUCCUGUACUUGAGCUCAAAGAGCGUCUGAAGCCGGAGCUGCUCGAGCUGAUCCGUCAACAGAGACUCAACAGACUGUGUCAGGGAACCAUGUUCAGGAAGAUCAGCAGCCGACGCCGACAGGAUAAACUGUGGUACUGCCGCUUGUCACCCAAUCACAAAAUGCUUCACUACGGCGACGUGGAGGAAGACACAGACAAUCCACCGAUAGAAACACUGCAAGAUAAGAUUCCAGUAGCAGAUAUCAAGGGGCUGCUAACGGGAAAAGACUGUCCUCACAUGAAGGAGCAUAAAGGCAAACAGAACAAGGAGGUGCUGGACCUGGCAUUCAGCAUCACAUAUGAUGUAGAAGAGUACAGUAUAAACUUCAUCGCACCCUCCAGAACUGAUUUCUGCCUGUGGACAGAUGGCCUGAGCGUCCUCCUGGGCCGGGAGAUGAGCAGCGAAUCCAUGCGCAGCGAGCUGGAGAUCCUCCUCUCUAUGGAGAUUAAGCUCCGCCUCCUGGACCUGGAGAACGUCCCCAUCCCGGAAAGUGCGCCAGUCAUCCCCAAACCUCCGAGCAACUACAACUUCUGCUACGACUUCAGCCAGACUGAGCAGUAGAGUGUGUGCACAGGCUGGAUGUGUGAAUGUGUAAAUAUAUAUAUAAAUAUGUGUGUUUGUGUAUGUGUGGUGAGAUUUUACUAGUGCAUCCACUUAUUAACAGAUUUAUAAUCCUGACAGUAGAAGUUUCCUCUGUGGCCUGUUUCUCUACAACGAACACACGGAAUCUCUAUAACUACAGCUGCCGUGGUUGGUACGAAUCUUUACCAAAUGUCUAUGAGCUGUUCUGAUGCUGCAGAUCAUCAUUCUCAUCUGAGGUGAGAUGAGAAGUUUAUGUUUUUCCUGACUUCGAUCAUUUGAUGUUGAGCUGCCUGGGAACCUCCAGAAACAACAGAGAGUCGAGCUGCUUGCAGACAUGCACUGAAGUCUGCACAUUCUCCUCAAUAUUCUGGAGGGUUAGAACGCAAAUGUCUGAGUCAGUUGCUCCGGACAUUUUACAAAACCUUUCCUUCCAGCCCCCUAGUAACAUUUCCGUGUAAAUCCAUGUGAGAAUGCAGCAAGAAAAUGUCUGGAAAGUUCAAAGUGUUGAUGAAGUUUGUAAUAAGCGGAAGAACACAAAUAUUUCAAGAUAAAAACAAGGUGUUACAGCGGACGCUCGUGAAGUUUGGAAAGACGAUGAGAUUACAGAGCUUUUGGCUGAAGCCAGUGUGGAUGUGCUGUAAACAGAAACAUGCGAUUUCCACAGCAUAAAUUAUGUCACGUCCUGAAGGCUUCAGACAUUUUCCUGUAGUUGUGAACUUGUCUGACCCGGACAAUCUCCUGCUGCCUUCUUCUUAUGUUAAAGACAAACUCUGGAAAAUGUCCGAGCCCAGUUUUUCUGGACAUUUUCCAGAGUUCAUGUCUGAAAACAGCUUUUUACAAGAGAUGUUGUAAAAUACCGGUUCAAAAGUAAUGGUACUUUAAAAUUUUAUAUAUAUUUCGAAAUGCUUCUAAAACUAUGCAUGGUACAUGGAGUAUUCUUGUGUGCGAGGCUGCUCAUCACUGACUUUUUUAUUUUUUUUAUCCGGUUGUGCUUAUUUCUCUUAAAUUCCUUUCUGUCAUUUCAGUUUUUAAAAAAAUGGGCAUUAACUAGAACACUGAUUUCUUAAGAUGUGGUACAUUAGACUCAUUUUCAACAGGUGACAUAGAAAUACAGCAGGUUUUCAGUGUCGGAUAAUAUUUUUUAAAUAUACCUUUGGGUACGUGCCUGCAGAUCCCAGUGGCUCAGUAACGAUGGAGCAAAUCUGUACAACAUUAUUUUAAAAGCAAUGCAGAUUCUCAUCAGGUAUCAAGCUGACUUCUUCCACCUCUUUCUUAUUAAAAGUACGAAUAAGCAUUUGUGUAAUUGUUUGAAAAACAACUUGAUCUUUAGAUUUGCCUGAACCGUCUUGAAUUAAAUCUAAAACCUGUUCAUUUUAUAAAAGGUACUUGUUCUAAUUUGAUGCUCAGUAACAUCAAGUAUUCAGUAGCUUCUCAAUAACUGACAGUUCUUCAGUAUAUCACAGUGUGUUUGAGUGUUUUUUGCCAUUUGGUGUCAUUUCGAUCCUGACACCCCACCCUCUGAUGAUAUCCACUUUGAAUCCUGUGCUUUUUGCUGAAUUCACAUGAAUAAACAGUUUGAUUUAU
Messenger RNA from Paralichthys olivaceus (Japanese flounder), 4022 nucleotides. RefSeq names its product engulfment and cell motility 3 (gene elmo3). Gene Ontology annotation, biological process: cell motility; actin filament organization. The record is from RefSeq and is a predicted model, not a curated record. NCBI's taxonomy places the organism in Eukaryota, Metazoa, Chordata, Actinopteri, Pleuronectiformes, Paralichthyidae.